CGUGCGUCACACAUUAGUAUAUUAUAAUUGUGUUAACUAAGUGUUUUUAACUGAACUAGUGUAUUAGUUUACUUAAUAAUUGCCGUUAAAAGACGCGUAUGCAAGAAAUGUACUAAAACUAAAAGUCACACUUACAAUGGAGUCACCAAAGAUUGUCUAUAAAUAUUACUCCAAUCCAGCGUUCUGCGCGAGCGAACUUGCCCAGAAAUGCACAAGAAUUGUCUCUCCCGAACGCAAGCGCGUCCCACCACUCGGCGCCAACACACCACGAACGGACACACGAAUUCUACGAACAGAUAUAUCAGAUAAUCCUCUUCGAAUAUCAAGACUCAAAGACGAGCCUCCUGAGCUGCCUCCGAAACCUGCCAGGUUCCAUCGUCAAGCAUCCUUAAUGUGUAAACCUACGCGAGCGAUCAUACAUUGCAGAACACGAAGCGAAGAUUUAGAGAUGGCCCAAUUGAAGCAACAACAGGAGCUGUCAUUACGCUAUGACAGUUAUGAUAUAGACUAUUCACCAACCAAAAAGCGCAUCAUCGAAGCUGACGAAAGUGAGAUCGAGGAGUACAAUGUGGACGCACCAGAUCUGAACGAACUGAAAGCGAUACCAAGUGAAAUAGUCAAGACCGUGAACGGGAAAACUUUAAGGUACGCGAUCGUCCCCGAUGAAGAUAUAGCGUCGAAGAUUGCGACACAAAAGCUUCACGAACUCUUAUCAACGCCAAGGAAGUUGAAGAGUUACGGCAGUCAGCCGUCAGUACGUAGUCCAAAACAGAGGACGCCCAUUAAAAUGGUAUCAAGCACACCCACGAAUAUGACACCGUCGAAAUCGUGCGCCAAUUUGAGUACCACAUCACCCAUUUCGCCUAAAGCCCAACAGAAGCUGAACUAUGGCCUACCGGAGUUUGACAGACAUGAUGUGUUUGUAAAAGAUAAGAGAGACAGGACUACAGCUGUUAUCAUGCCACGGGUAGCUGAAGCACCGUCUACAUACUCCGAGGACACAUACAAGUCUUUAAGUUUUAAACAAAAUGGCGCUGCCGCUUCUCUAACCAUAGCGGCACUAAUGUUGACGCUCUGCGGCGGUUUGACAACAGGACUUAGUUUUUACAUGAUGUAUUCUGUGGGACGCCGUUACUACCUGGACUUUGGAGUCCUUUCUGGUUUCACCUGCUUCCUGCUGGGUUUAUUAGGUCUUAGAUCAAGACGUAACCAACUUUUGCCAAAUAGGAAUUAUAUUUCCGGUUACAUCGUGUUAUCAUCGUUCUCGCUCCUCAGCGCUUUUGGUCUACUUCUCCUCCUUUGCAUUCAGCCGAAAUCUGGAACAGCUCUGAACGACAUCACCUCUGGUGCUGUGUGCAGCAUCAGUGUUCUAUCUUUGGGCCUGUCAACUAUUGGUAUACUGGCUUCGUACUGCUGUGCGAGAGACCCGCCAGAUAAUAGAGUUGGGGUAGGAACAGCAAGAUGGUACUAGUCACUUUUAAUUUCUUUCCAUCCCUAUAAGAUUAUACCUUUUUAUUGACUUUUAAAAAACUAGGGAACAUGUUCUGUGUUAAUUGAUUCACGAAGUUUAUUGGGAUAGAUAAAUAUUACUACAUAAACGUUAGGAAUACUUGUUUACCUAUUUUUACAUUUCUGAAAUAAAAAGGAACAACCAUAAAGACAGUUUUAGUUUAGUUUGUGAAACCAUAUAAGUUAAUGGCAGUUUAAAAACAAAUAAAGUAAUAAUAUAUCUCUGUUUCAUCAAGGUAUUUACGUAAAAAGUGGUAAUCAAUUAUUACGUCCUAGACAUUCGUCAAAAUUACCGUCGUAAUUUCGGUUGUAUUGUCCGUAAUUAUUAUGUCGGCUUUUGCUCCUGAGUUUGCUAUGAGUUUAGUACUUUUUAAGUGAAAACUUCUUUAGCAUCGUGAUUUGAAGGUCGGUGUAAGUAGAGAGACAGACAUAAAUUCAUAAUAUUAA
This is a messenger RNA of Pieris brassicae (large cabbage white), 1956 nucleotides long. RefSeq lists its product as uncharacterized. The transcript is spliced from 4 exons. NCBI's taxonomy places the organism in Eukaryota, Metazoa, Arthropoda, Insecta, Lepidoptera, Pieridae. The coding region runs from base 137 to 1471 and encodes 444 amino acids. The record is from RefSeq and is a predicted model, not a curated record.